AUGGGUCUUCCAUGGCAAGUCAAGAAAUACAUCGAUACAGUCUUCCAGACAGGUCAUGGUACAUUGUUCAGGAAUGACGGCCGCACUCGUAAAGAUCCAUCAAAGAAGUAUGGAACUGGUGGAUUAAUGAUAGGAAAGCAUGUUAUGAUCUCGUCAACAUGGAAUGCACCAGAAAUCGCAUUCACAGAAGAAGGACAGUUCUAUGCAGAUCUCGGAAAGAAGAAUCACUGGCUUACAGUCGAGAAGGCUUUCAAGUUCAUCGGUUUCGAUGUCCUCGAAGGAAUGUACUUCUUCGAUGUUCACAAGAACCCACAUGUUGAACAAGAAGUCGAACAAUACAAACAACUUCUCGAAAAGUACUUCAAAUAA
Molecule: messenger RNA, 369 nt
Organism: Trichomonas vaginalis G3
Lineage: Eukaryota; Parabasalia; Trichomonadida; Trichomonadidae
Product: flavodoxin-like fold
Exons: 1
Coding region: 1-369 (122 amino acids)
Source: RefSeq, a predicted model, not a curated record